Molecule: messenger RNA, 405 nt
Organism: Necator americanus (New World hookworm)
Lineage: Eukaryota; Metazoa; Nematoda; Chromadorea; Rhabditida; Ancylostomatidae
Exons: 1
Coding region: 1-405 (134 amino acids)
Source: RefSeq, a predicted model, not a curated record
AUGGAGUGCGGGCCAAGGAUAGAGGAUGGUUCAUUUUGUGUCGAUGGCACCGAAUUAAACAAGGUGAACUGUUUCAAGUACCUUGGAUUCAAAGUGACUUCCACAAGCGACUUUGAUCAAGAAGGUCGAGCAGGUGUUAAUACGGCAUGGACGAAAUGGAAAAUGGCAGCAGGCGUACUGUGCGACAAAAAAAUUCCCUGUUCGACUGAAGUCGAAGGUCUACAGGACGGUUGUGCGUCCUGUUGCCCUUUACGGAUGCGAGUACUGGCCGACGACGAAAGCCUUGGAAAGAUUGUUACACGCUAUGAAGAUGCGGAUGUUAAGGUGGACAAUAGGUGUAACGCUAAAAGAGAAAGUAUCCAACGACACUGCGCGCUCCAUCUUCGGCGUCGUCACGAUAACUGA